ACGGCCGUACCCUGCGUGUGUCAGCAGUCGUAUUUGCGAGGUUGUCGAAUGUCGUCGUGUCGGUUUCGACUGAUUCCUGUCGCCGUAAUUAGGGAAGAGUAACCUUCAUUUGACAUAGCUAAGGAUGCUUAGCUAGCUCCUCCUGUCACUGAUAAAUAGCGACAACCAAGCUGUGCGCUGUGUCACUUUUAUUACACUUCAUUAAGCGACGAUGUUGUCCACAAUCGCAUUGUUUUUGUCAUCCCCUCCAACUCCCUCCAUGGCCUCUGCAAAUACCACAUAUGGACAAAAGGAGUCCUCGGACCAGAACUUUGACUACAUGUUUAAAAUCCUCAUCAUCGGCAACAGCAGCGUCGGCAAGACAUCUUUCCUCUUCCGCUAUGCAGACGACUCGUUCACGCCAGCCUUCGUCAGCACUGUGGGCAUCGACUUUAAGGUCAAGACCAUCUACAGGAACGACAAGAGGAUAAAGCUGCAGAUCUGGGACACGGCCGGCCAGGAGCGUUACAGGACCAUUACCACAGCCUAUUACAGAGGAGCCAUGGGUUUUAUCCUCAUGUAUGACAUCACCAACGAGGAGUCCUUCAACGCUGUGCAAGACUGGUCCACUCAGAUCAAGACUUACUCGUGGGACAAUGCUCAGGUGCUCCUGGUGGGGAACAAAGUUGAUAUGGAAGAUGAAAGGGUCGUGGCCACAGAAAGGGGCCGACAGCUGUCAGAACAGCUUGGUUUCGAGCACUUUGAAGCCAGUGCCAAAGACAACAUCAACGUGAAGCAGACCUUCGAGAGGCUGGUGGACAUCAUCUGUGAGAGGAUGUCCGAGACUCUGGACAACAACGACCCCACUGUCACCGGAGCCAAGCAAGGGCCGCAGCUCACCGAGCAGCCGCAGAGGUCCCAUCAGGACUGUGCUUGCUAAACACAUCACGCACACACAUACACACACACACUCAUAUGUGCUACAUCUCCUGUCAUGGGAACCAAUAUUCAGUACCUGUUUUAAUUUAUCUUAUCAGUUGAUGUCAUGUAAGCCUGCACAGAUUGAUUGAACACAAACGGGCAGAGCCAGAUUCACUCUUACACUCACACACAUAGAUUAUCAACCCUACUUCCUCCUCAUAAACAGUCGAUUCCCAAAGAUUAGCUCUUGUCAAUCUAUAUCAUUCUCAUAGCCUAGUGCUAAUCGAGUCACGGGCUGAGUGUGCUCUGACAUGCAAACAUUUCCACAUUGUCCCCCCGCCCCUCAUGUACAUGUAGAAGGUAGAUACAGUACACGCAGAGAAUAGAAGAGCCUGCUCUCACUGUCGUUUGUAAUUUGGUCACGUCCAGUCCUUUACAUUCACACCGCAAGUCCUAAAGAUUACUAUAGAGUCUCACUGAGCAGUUUAUUUCCACGUUGAGUGGAAUUCGUUGUUUCAAGUGUUUGUACAAUUAAACUUGAUGAAGCAAACGUAUUUAAAUGGGGUGGAAAAAGACAUUGAUUGGAUCCUGUUGGGCAAAAUGCAAAAUUUUGGCGCGCCUUGCAAGUUUUGUAACUUGAAAAAAAAGCAGUAGUACUUGUGAUUUGAAGUGGAGGCCAGCAUCACUUUGUUUUUUGGUGCUGCUCCUCCUCAGUGUUUAUCAACUUAGUGUCUUUUUUUUUUUUUUAAACCUUUU
Molecule: messenger RNA, 1656 nt
Organism: Syngnathoides biaculeatus (alligator pipefish)
Lineage: Eukaryota; Metazoa; Chordata; Actinopteri; Syngnathiformes; Syngnathidae
Product: ras-related protein Rab-3A-like
Exons: 5
Coding region: 212-919 (235 amino acids)
Biological process (GO): protein secretion; protein localization to plasma membrane; maintenance of presynaptic active zone structure
Cellular component (GO): synaptic vesicle; axon; plasma membrane
Molecular function (GO): GTPase activity; GTP binding
Source: RefSeq, a predicted model, not a curated record